Molecule: messenger RNA, 2433 nt
Organism: Acanthopagrus latus (yellowfin seabream)
Lineage: Eukaryota; Metazoa; Chordata; Actinopteri; Spariformes; Sparidae
Product: chemokine-like protein TAFA-2
Exons: 6
Coding region: 975-1385 (136 amino acids)
Molecular function (GO): receptor ligand activity
Source: RefSeq, a predicted model, not a curated record
UCUGACGCAUUGUUUUACACUUGCUGCACUACAGAUUUCGUUCUAAACCCUCCGACAGAAUCAUUAUCAUUCAUUUCCUUUUCUGUUCGUGUGAAUCAUUAUUCUCUCUGUCGCGUAACGACCAAGCGGGUCGGUUUGAGAAAACGACAACGUUAUUUCGCACUUUCCCCCUCUGAACAGAUUGUGACGGAUUACCACCACGAGGUUCACUUGGAGGUGAUGACAGAAAGACACGCGUCCUUCCGGAUCAGUCAGCGUGACAUUCAAAUGAGCGCGUCACAUCCAAAUGUGACAGCGAUCCUCCGCAGUAAUCGGAGUACAGUAACGCGUUACCGGCGGCGGAGUAGCGGCGGUGCGCUCCGGAGUCUCCAUAAAAGUUAGUGCGCGCAGAGCGGAGCUGUCAGAGUGGGGAGAGACGCGGCGGGGUGAGGACCGCAGGCUCGGCCGACUGAUCCGGAUCGAUCCCCCUCAAAAAAACAGUGAGACGUUCAUCUGCUCAGUUCCGAGCGUGAGGUCCGAUCCUCCUGGUGAGGGCGCGCAAAGCGAGGACGCAAUUAAAAGCUCAUUAUCCGUCCUCCGGCUCCUGCUUUCCUCUGGACUCUAUCGGAAUAAUAAUAAUUAAAAAAAAAAAAAAAAAAAAGACAGGAGAGGUUCGGUUCGGAUGCGGGAGGCUCUCGGCUGUGCGGCGGAUGAGGUGCGUUAGAAGAAGAGGAACAAAAAAAAAAAAACCUGCGUCUGAUUCUGACCAAGCAGUUUGAUUUCAUCUGAAAAAGAAACAAAUAAAUCAAAAGAGAAGCCACCACUCCCGGUUUUUUUUUUUCCUUUUUUUUUUCUUUCUCUCUCUCUCUCUCUCUCCGCCGGCCCAGGACUCAAAUGUCUCCACACCACAGACUCACCUCUGGAUUGUAGCAGCAGCCCCGCCGAUGGUUUGAGAGGGCGUCAAAGGUGCGGGAAGGGAGUGGGACAAUUACAGGAUGAGUGAGCGAUACACACAGAUCGGAAGUAAAGGGGCUCUACUUGUAAUGGUGCUUGUUAUCAGUGUCUGGGAGAUGACCCAACAAACGGAGGCCGCUACAGCGCAUCAUGUCCGGACAGGCACCUGCGAAGUGGUGGCGCUGCACCGCUGCUGCAACAAGAACAAAAUCGAGGAGCGGUCGCAAACCGUGAAGUGCUCCUGCUUUCCCGGGCAAGUGGCCGGCACCACCAGAGCCGCCCCGUCGUGCGUAGAUGCCUCGAUAGUGGAGCAGAAGUGGUGGUGUCAGAUGCACCCGUGCCUUGACGGGGAGGAAUGCAAAGUUCUUCCCGAUCUGAAGGGCUGGAGCUGUGCCACAGGGAACAAGAUCAAAACCACUAAGAUAUCCGCGGACAAAGACCAGCUUUGGUAACGUCUGAUGCCUCACAGCAAAGUCCAGGUGAACCAACAGUUUGGUCGGACCAUCAAAGGAGAAGACGGUAAUGCAAGGGACCUUUCUGUAAAUAGAGACUUCCUUUCUUCUGGACCGCAAUUAAUCUUUGGACAACUCUGAAUGCUUGAACUCUAUGGACAUGAAAGAGAGAUGUGGAUCCGAUUGAAAGUACUGAUCAUCAGCACUUCUUUUUAAAAGGACUCUAUAUGAUUAGCCUUACCGGACAACAGGAUUUAUUCUCUGACAUCGUACUGCUUGUAGUGGAAGACAAUGGUGAACUUUGCCUCUCUGUUCAUUUCUAGAGUAUUUGUGUCAUUUACAGGGGGGCUGACCUGGACGAACAGCGGGUCAGUUUGUUGUAAGCCGCGCACAUAUUCAGGGCAAAGUGUGGUUUUGUUCUAUCAGUCAGCCAUCAACUCUAUUCUCCAACAAAGUGACAUUUCAAAGAAGAUGAAAUAAUAUGCGGCUGGGCGACAGCAGAUAACCAGGGUGAUUUUAAAAGACACACAAAAUUACAUUCAUCAGUGUAUCAUUCACGCAUUGUGCUUUUUUUUGUCGCACAGAAAGGGGGAAAUGCACUUAAUUCAAUUUGAAACUCAGCAUAACCUGCUACACAUUAUGUUAUCUUCAAUUAAGUUCCAUUCAACCGAGACACUGUUGAGAAUUUGAAGAGGGCUGAGUUAAACCAGCGCCGUAAAAAGUAAAAGCUGAUCAAACAGACAACGUUGGAUCCAGUCGAGCUUCAUUUCUCCUCUGAAAAAUCACUCUGCCAUUUCCUGCCGCUUCUGCCAAAUUUUGCUUUUGUAUCACAGCUCCGGUGUUCAGAUUCUAGACAACAGCAGUGUAAAUUAAACACGAGGCUUCUGGCCCCUGGUUGGUUGGGUGAUGACGACCACGUUCCCCCGAACCUGUUCUCAACUAGAUACUCAAGUAUGAUUUGCUGAUCACCUUUCAGUAGGUAUCGCUGACACUUCCUUUGUCUGUGUAAGUGAUGACAUCAGUAAUAAACUAUGGUUGUGUAACUAAC